GCCUGCCUCGUGGAAAUACUCGGCUUUGCUCUCUCUCACGAACUGCUGCUUAUCGCCCCCAGCCCAGCCCGCGCAUCGUCAUUCCCCGGGAAUACACUGCACCGCCUAUCAGAAAGUACUGGGACCUGUUUUCAUCCUCCCUCCCGACGUCGCACGUCCCUCAUCUUGUCCUGAACCCAAGCGAUAAGGAUUCUAAACAAAGCCACGCACGAACCUUCCGUCAUAUCAGCAGCAAGUAACUCGGCGGCCUGUGUCACCGCUUCUUCGCUGCCCGACUUCCAGCCCUGUAACAAGAUCGUGCACCGUGCGCGAUUAUCAGAGUGAGGCUUUUAAAGUUCAUCCACAUCCAUAAUGGCCACGCAUCACGUUCGUCACCCGUCCCAUCAAUCCAAAAAGUCGCAACCUGCGCACGCACGGCCUUCCAGGCCUCUGUCAAAGCGGACUCAUUCCCACGGAAGCAAAUCCGCUUCCAAAGUCGUUCAUUACAAGGAAGUCGAAUCCGACGAAGACGAGGACUCAAUGGCGGUUAGCUUUUUGAACUACUGCACUGUCUGCGAGAAGCAAAUUAUUGUUCCUAGUAACUCUGUGCUCUACUGCUCGGAAAGCUGCAAGAAGAAGGACACCGAGAAGAGCCUUACCUAUUCAUACGAUCAUUACUCACCGCCAACUACGCCGUUUGCCAACUUCACCUUCGACGACUUUGCCUUCCGCGACAUUGUACCUCAGCGCUCCCCCACUCAGCCUGAGUCAAAACGCUCGUCAUGUGCCUUCUCCGACAUCUCAUCAGACGACAACAGCGCCGACCGGUAUCAGCGCUUUGAUUCGGACGCGUCAAAAUACCUUCGCAAAUUCCAAUCACCUGCAUACUUCCCUGAUACCGUUCGACCCCGCUACAACCGUAACUCCACUUCGCAAAUCAGCUUUAGUGCCGCUCCUUCGCUCUCACAUACCCCGGCCUCGUCGGUGAGCUACUCGCUUCCAUACACACCCGCCACUACAAGGCCUCUCCCACCUAGGACAAAGCCGUCGCAUAGUGGAUCCUAUGGAGCCAAGUCGAUCGACCUGGUUACCCCAUUAACGGCUCCGUCGAGUCCAAAGUCAUACUCGCACAAGUCAGCGGCAUCCAUAUCAAAAACGUCUACUAGUACAAUCGAAGGCGAGAUUGUCUAUGCCAAGUCACCGGUCCCUGAGCCAUCGUUCGCCAGUGGAAGUCUUGGUCGAUUGCUUGCUUCAACACCUCGUUAAACAAGUGCUGUUUCGAGGUGCUUGAUCACCAUCACCACUCAAGUUUUCUUGCAAAUCCUAUCUAAUAUCAUGUCACGGGCGCAUGGCUAUGCGGGCGUAGCUUCGGUACUCUUGGGACAUGCAUAUUUCGUUUCC
This is a messenger RNA of Alternaria alternata, 1380 nucleotides long. RefSeq lists its product as hypothetical. The record is from RefSeq and is a predicted model, not a curated record. Lineage: Eukaryota; Fungi; Ascomycota; Dothideomycetes; Pleosporales; Pleosporaceae. The transcript is spliced from 4 exons. The coding region runs from base 352 to 1245 and encodes 297 amino acids.